This is a messenger RNA of Caenorhabditis briggsae, 1152 nucleotides long. Gene Ontology annotation, biological process: innate immune response. The transcript is spliced from 4 exons. Bases 1 to 1152 code for a protein of 383 amino acids. NCBI's taxonomy places the organism in Eukaryota, Metazoa, Nematoda, Chromadorea, Rhabditida, Rhabditidae. The record is from RefSeq and is a predicted model, not a curated record.
AUGGGGGCGUCCUAUUCACGUCUAGAGAGAUACCAGACAAAUUUCGAGGACAUGUCAGAUUCGAUCAUGGAAAAUAUAGUGGGACGCCUAGACGAGCAAUCCAUAAUGCAGUUCCGUGCAACAUGCCUAGCUCAUCGAGACUUGAUUGAUUCAAGAAAACCAUCUCGACUGGCUGAACUGAGCAUCAUAUCUCGCCACAAGCAAUUCAUGUUACCUUCUUCGUUUCUGGUGCAACGGAAAAAAGUAGGAUAUGAGAAUAACCAAUUUCUACACAACCGAACCGGAACCCGAAACUAUUCCCAAACAGAGGCCAAAGCUGACAUAGCUUCGAGAAUGCUGGUUGACACAUUCAAACACCCUGAUGCGGUGGUUUUCAAAUUGUUGAUCCUUGGAUGUGAGGAAUAUCCAUUGGGAAUAAAAGAGCUGGGAAACAAGAUAGUGGAGGUGAUCGAUCAACGAAAGCGAGAAGGCGUUUCUGCACCUUGGAAAGUACAAUAUUUCAAAUGGGAUGGUCCAAUAGAAAACGAAAGUUUUCUUGAAAUUUUGGGACAAGUAGAUGCCUCUUUUUUGGAUACUUUACAUCUUUAUGGAAACCACAUCAGCACGCAAGUCGUUGAGAAGUUGGUUGAGAUGGAGCAAUGGCGUCACAUGAGCUCUAUUCGAAUUAAGAGUGCAGUUGACCUGGAUCUCCGUCCCUUCUAUCAAUGCCACAGUUUGGAUAUCAAAGUUGUUGAAUUGAAUCCAGAAGCUAUGACUGAUUAUUUGAAGGUAUACCUAAACUUCAUCAGCCGACACGCAAAAUCGGAUGCGCACUUCAUGAUUCUAACGCAACAAGAAAUGUCGAGAGAAUUCAAUGUGAAAGUGAUGGAACAUUUCCGUAUUGACCCAUCGGAGGAGCAUCUGAACACCAUCAGCAUAACUAAACCACCAUACACAUACCGAAUCUUCUCCAUACCCCUGCGCCCUCAAGAGGUUCUGCUUGUCCAUUUUGGCCCGAACACAGUAGUUGGGAAAGGAUAUUCAAGGAACCAAAUCGAUUUGGGAACGUUCAAUUUGAACCUAUCAUUACCUGCCUUCGGAGACUUUUCCCGUCUGGAGAAUCAGAAAAUAUUAUUGAACUGCACUUCUCCUUUCUUUUCUAACAAUUCUUAG